GCAGGACGUCGCUACGUCACACAAACGCAGAUGAACCAUCCAGGAAGUAAAACGGGAGCUGCAGCUGAAAAUGUUAACGUUCAGUUUGACACUCGUACGACAUGGGGAAACUCAGUCCAACAAGGACAAGCUGCUGCAAGGUCAAGGCGUGGACAAUCCUCUGUCAGAGACGGGUGUGCGGCAGGGUGAAGCCGCUGGACAAUACCUCAAAGAGAUCCCGUUCAGCAAUGUGUUUGUCAGUAACCUACAGCGGGCUAUGCAGACAGCUGAAAUAAUUCUGAGGAACAACACUCACUGUUCUGGCACCGAGAUGGUUCUGGAGCCGUUACUCAGAGAAAAAAGUUUCGGUGUCGCUGAGGGACGUCCCAAAGAGGAUCUGAAGAACAUGGCUAACGCUGCUGGUCAGGCAGCUCGAGACUACACACCGCCAGGAGGAGAGACUACAGACCAGGUGAAGCUGCGAUUCAAAAAAUUCCUCAAAAUCCUUUUCAAGCGAAUGCUGGAUGAGCACGGCUUGUCGGGACCAGAGGCGCCUUCAGGGGCGGCUGGAGAUGCUGCGGCCUCAGACGUCCCUCCAGACGGCUCGGCCGACGACGGUCUCCAGGGGGUGUCGGUCCACGCUCUGGUGGUGAGCCACGGCGCUUUCAUUCGUAUCGCUGUACGGCACCUUGUGGAGGACUUGGAGUGUGCUAUCCCCACAUGGGUGAAGAUGUCUCAUCUGUUCUCCCCCUGUCCUAACACAGGCAUCAGCCGCUUCAUUCUCACUCUGAGCCGGUCCGAGUCCAGGCCGGUGCUCACUGCUGCUCGCUGCGUUUUUUCCAACCGAAAGAACCACCUAGAAAAUCUCUCACCUGCAGAGUAGUGUGAAGGGAAUAAGUGUUUUAUGUUUGUGUGCAUAAGUACACAGCAUCUAAAGGAUGGUAGGACUAUCAUCAACACUAAAGGGAAAAAAACAUCAAAGUUACCACAGGUAGCUGAAUGCAACAAUGCACAGGGUAAAUGAUGUUUUCUCCAUAAUCAUGUUUACUGUGGAUCAGUCUUCUAAAUCAUUGUGCAGUACUGUAGUAUUAUGAAACCAUGACCUUCCAACUGUAGGCCAGCAAGGACUCGUGUCAUUUUUUAAACUGGUAAUGUAAUUGCCUUUUUUAUCAUGUUAUACCAAAGUCUAAAUUAUUUAAUGUAUUCCUGAGGUUUUUUGUUUCAGUAGGUUUUACGUUUCCAGCAUGAUGUGUUGCAGUUGUGGUGCUGCUCAUUUGACUUGUGCAAUACAACAUGAAAGCACUGGCUCGUUGUUGAGUUUCUGUUUAGCAAAAAAAAAUGUUUUCUCACUCGCAGAAAUAAUAAAAUAUAAGUCAUUUCACAUACAGAA
Molecule: messenger RNA, 1369 nt
Organism: Amphiprion ocellaris (clown anemonefish)
Lineage: Eukaryota; Metazoa; Chordata; Actinopteri; Pomacentridae
Gene: tigarb
Product: TP53 induced glycolysis regulatory phosphatase b
Exons: 6
Coding region: 71-862 (263 amino acids)
Biological process (GO): negative regulation of glycolytic process; regulation of pentose-phosphate shunt; fructose 2,6-bisphosphate metabolic process
Cellular component (GO): cytosol
Molecular function (GO): fructose-2,6-bisphosphate 2-phosphatase activity
Source: RefSeq, a predicted model, not a curated record